Messenger RNA from Ordospora colligata OC4, 297 nucleotides. RefSeq lists its product as uncharacterized. Lineage: Eukaryota; Fungi; Microsporidia; Ordosporidae. The coding region runs from base 1 to 297 and encodes 98 amino acids. The record is from RefSeq and is a predicted model, not a curated record. The transcript has a single exon.
AUGCAAAUCUUAACAGAUGAGGAAAGCGAUAUAGAAGUGCUUGAGCUUCAAGGGGACGUCGAAAAUAUGGAUGCAUUUGACGGACACUUUAACAAAGAUCUUGUACAGCUUGAGUUUCCUACAUUCAUAUUGCAAGGAAGAAAGAUUCACAAAGAGCUAAGCAUUCUUCAAAGAGACGUUGUCAACAGCAUUCCCUGCAUAAAGUUAGUGAGAAAGCUUAAGACAGUUUAUCUGUUUGAUAAGCCACCAAGAUAUAGGAGGUCCAUUCCAAACGGCAAAAAACAAAUAAGAGAUUGA